AUGCCUUCCGGCCCGAAACAGCGCAAGGUCGCCGUCGUUGGCAGUCGAGCCGUCGGAAAGUCUUCACUCACAGUACGCUUUGUCGACGGCGUGUUUGUCGAUAGCUACUAUCCCACCAUUGAGAAUACCUUCUCCAAAUUGAUAAAAUUCAAACAACAAGAGUAUAUGACCGAAAUCGUCGAUACCGCCGGGCAAGACGAAUACUCCAUCCUCAAUUCGAAACACUUUAUCGGUAUACAUGGCUACAUGCUCGUUUACAGCGUGGCAUCUCUUGCGAGUUUCGAGAUGGUGCAGGUGAUCCGGGAUAAGAUCCUGAAUCACCUCGGGACGGAGAGUGUGCCAAUCGUCAUUGUAGGCAACAAGAGCGAUCUGCGUCCGGAGCAGCGCCAGGUCAGUGCCGAAGAAGGAAGGAAGCUGGGGGAGAAGCUGGGCUGUGGCUGGACGGAGGCGAGUGCGGCGUACGAUACCAAUGUGAGCAAAGCGUUCGAGUUGAUCAUCGGACAGAUUGAGGGUAGCCAGGCGCCAGGGGAGCAGCCGGCGAAGAGCAAUUGCGUACUGAUGUAA
Molecule: messenger RNA, 564 nt
Organism: Emericellopsis cladophorae
Lineage: Eukaryota; Fungi; Ascomycota; Sordariomycetes; Hypocreales; Bionectriaceae
Product: GTP-binding protein-like protein
Exons: 2
Coding region: 1-564 (187 amino acids)
Biological process (GO): small GTPase-mediated signal transduction
Cellular component (GO): plasma membrane
Molecular function (GO): GTP binding; GTPase activity; GDP binding
Source: RefSeq, a predicted model, not a curated record